Messenger RNA from Temnothorax curvispinosus, 2066 nucleotides. It is a transcript of the gene MetRS-m, whose product is annotated as methionine--tRNA ligase, mitochondrial-like. Gene Ontology annotation, molecular function: ATP binding; methionine-tRNA ligase activity. NCBI's taxonomy places the organism in Eukaryota, Metazoa, Arthropoda, Insecta, Hymenoptera, Formicidae. Bases 90 to 2048 code for a protein of 652 amino acids. Gene Ontology annotation, biological process: methionyl-tRNA aminoacylation. The record is from RefSeq and is a predicted model, not a curated record. The transcript has 7 exons.
UAUGGGUAACGUGCUUCUUUCGGCUAAUUUCACGCGUGUUUAAGGUAUCGCCAAUAUAUCAGCAGUAUCGCCCGUACCGCUGGAUAUUCAUGGCAAGCGUUUUACUGCGAAACGCGACGCGCCUAGGUUUGGCCAGGCAUCUGAAGGGUAACCGGGUAACCGCGAGGACGAGCGACGAGAGGUGCAUCAUGACGAGCCGGGCGAGGCUCGAAAAGGUUCUCGAGGAGUUGCAGAGGAAUCCCUAUUACGACAAGUACGCCGAGAAGAUCGCGAGGCUGCAGCAGACCAGCCCGCAGGAGUUUCUGCAACGCGUCGAACAGCAAGAGGAGACUCGCGAGAAGCAAGUUAAACACGUAAUUGCAAAGUAUCAGCCCUCGAAAUCAGCGAUAUUUCCAUUUCUAUUUAAAAAUGUACGGUCAUCUUGGAGUCUGACAAUAAAGAGGCACUAUGUUAAAGAUUUAUCUCAAAAUAAGUACAUUACUACGCCGAUUUUUUACGUAAACGCUGGUCCUCAUAUUGGACAUUUGUACAGCGCAGUUCUGGCCGAUGCUGUUGCUCGAUACAACAGCAUGUUGGGCCAUAAAACAUUUCUUACCACUGGCACCGACGAGCACGGUAACAAAAUCAAAGCCGCCGCAGCCGCAGCUGGUUUACCGAAUCUUGAGUACUGUACAAGAAUUUCACAGCAAUUCAGGGAAAUGUGCGAUAGGUUUGAAGUGGAUUAUUCGCGUUUCAUUAGAACCACUGAAAAGCAGCACUGUGACGCAGUGUAUCACUUUUGGAAACGGUUAGAAGAACGAGGGCAUAUCUAUCUAGGAAAGUACUCGGGAUGGUAUUGCGUAUCGGACGAAGCGUUCCUCUCUGAUGCAGAAUUGGUGGAACAGAAAGAUUCGACCGGUAAAGUAAUCAAAGUCUCCGCGGAAUCGGGAAACAAAGUAGAAUGGACGGAGGAAGAAAAUUACAAAUUCCGACUUAGCGCAUUUCAAGAUGAUCUCAAGUAUUGGCUCAAAGAUGAAAACACAGUUAGACCCGCGCUGUAUCACAGAACAUUAUCACAGUGGGUAGAGGAAGGUGCAUGUUUACAAGACUUAAGCAUUACUAGAAUUAGAAACAAGGUGCCAUGGGCUAUACCUUCCCCGCGCGAUGAGUCUCAUUCGGUAUACGUAUGGAUGGAUGCCUUAGUAAAUUAUUUAACGGUCUUAGGAUAUCCAAAUGAAUCAUACAAAGAAUUUUGGCCACCCACCAUUCAAAUAAUUGGAAAAGAUAUUUUGAAGUUUCAUGGUAUCUAUUGGCCAGCAUUCUUAAUAGCGGCAGGUCUCGAGCCUCCGAAGACGCUACUGUGUCACGCUCAUUGGACUGUUGAUCAUAAAAAAAUGUCGAAAUCAAAGGGAAACGUAAUAUCGCCAUUUGAAGCUGCAAAUGAGUAUUCAGACGAGGGAUUGCGAUACUUUAUCCUGAGAGAAGCGGUGCCGCAGAACGACGCAAAUUAUAGUUCAACGAAAAUUGUUAACGUAUUGAAUUCCGAGUUGGCGGAUACACUGGGCAAUCUAGUCAGUCGUUGCGCGGGUAAAGCGGUCAAUCCGUCCAAAGAGUUUCCCGAUCCGGCGAAAUACUGGAAUGUGUUGCAGUCUGAGGUAGCUGAUGAGACCAGAGAAGCUUUGAAAUCCGUGAGCAAAAAAGCGCGCGAGAGUUACGAGGAAUACAAUUUACAUCAUGUCGUGGACGCGGUCAUGAGUAUGCUUCAUUGCGCGAAUAAGAUGGUGGCGUAUCACGAGCCUUGGCAGCUGAAGAAGCGAGUCGACGAUGCAAAUUCGAUCGAGGAACUUAAAGCUGUGAUAUCGCUUGCUCUAGAAAGCAGUAGAAUAGGUGCUUUAAUAUUGUAUCCAAUUAUGCCGAGAUUGAGCAGUAGUUUGCUCGAUUUUCUAAAUAUCCCGAAGGGAAAUCGCACGUGGACGAACACCGCGCCUGAAUUUUCCAACAACGAUGGCAUAAAAGAAAGGCAUAUCGAACGUAAUAAUUUGAUAUUGUUUAAAAAAAUAAAGAAUUAAUAAAUAUUUAUAUAUCUA